AUGAUAAGUGAUAGUUCAGUUUAUGACAUUGAAAUCAAUGCCAUAAACAAUUAUUUAAAAACAUACGUAAGAUAUUUUUCUCCGAGUGUACCAUUGCACCACGCCCACGGAAAGCGUUGCAGUCGUAGUCAAGUAAUUCAACAGCUGUCUUCAUAUACGGACUGCGAAGUAGAACACAAAGAUGCAAAUACCGAAACACAUGAAGAUAGCGGCGGGUUCGACUGGCGCUGCGAUUUUUGGUGUUCUCUUCGGAUGGGUUAUUUUUCCGACCCUCCUGAAAAGUCAACUAAAAAAAGAAAUGUCGCUUUCGAAGAAAACGGACGUUCGACAGUUGUGGCAAAAGAUCCCGUUUGGCUUAGACUUCAAGGUAUAUCUGUUCAACUAUACUAA
Molecule: messenger RNA, 390 nt
Organism: Parnassius apollo (apollo)
Lineage: Eukaryota; Metazoa; Arthropoda; Insecta; Lepidoptera; Papilionidae
Source: the annotation of a GenBank genome assembly